Scomber japonicus (chub mackerel) is the source of this 530-nucleotide messenger RNA. Its product is annotated as protein Hook homolog 3-like. Lineage: Eukaryota; Metazoa; Chordata; Actinopteri; Scombriformes; Scombridae. The record is from RefSeq and is a predicted model, not a curated record. Gene Ontology annotation, molecular function: microtubule binding. The transcript has 3 exons. Gene Ontology annotation, biological process: cytoplasmic microtubule organization. The coding region runs from base 117 to 371 and encodes 84 amino acids.
GGGGCAGGUCAGGGGGCCGUUGUCGUGCAAGUCGUUCAGUCACGCAAACUAUAUAUUUUUUGUUGUUGCUAUAUUCUUUGCUAUACUUGGCUUUGACUGUGUUGUGAUCUCAAAUAAUGACAAGCAAUGAGAAAACCAGCCCAUUUGAUACCAUGGCGCCGGAGGACUCUCAGGGAGAUAAUACAAAGUCCAGAGAGGAACAGGAGGAGAAACUGAUUCUUACAGCCUGGCAGAGUAUGUCUUCUGUUCUGCAGCUACAGAGUUUGUUUGAGGACUCCACAGCUCCAGGCCUUGGUCAGUCUUUCCUGGCUAAGCAGAGGCAGUCCACCCAUGCCAGGAGGGUGUUUUCCCCCUGGUUACAGCCCAGGUAGGAGCCUUCAUCCUCAUGGAGAGCCCUACCUCCUGCUCUCAUGAGCAGAAUGUGGAAGAAGGUCUCACUGUAUGUGUUCUGUUGGGUUUGCCGCUAUCACCCCCUGCUGGUAAAAUGUGGUACUAAAGUGACAGUUUUGUAACAACUAGAUAGAAAUGAA